Molecule: messenger RNA, 4227 nt
Organism: Rhipicephalus sanguineus (brown dog tick)
Lineage: Eukaryota; Metazoa; Arthropoda; Arachnida; Ixodida; Ixodidae
Gene: SMC5
Product: structural maintenance of chromosomes protein 5
Exons: 25
Coding region: 153-3278 (1041 amino acids)
Biological process (GO): double-strand break repair via homologous recombination
Cellular component (GO): Smc5-Smc6 complex
Molecular function (GO): ATP binding; ATP hydrolysis activity
Source: RefSeq, a predicted model, not a curated record
UAUCAUAAGUUCACUAGAGCCGCUCGCUAGGGCGGCUUCUGUUCCGGCAUUGCGCGCCGUUUUCUUUGUGUUUUGUGUAGUUGACGUGUGUGUGCGCGAAGUUAGAUGUUUGGCGGCAGUUUGUUUGGCGGUUAAUGUUAUAAGUGGUGGGCAUGAUGAAGAUGAACCACGCAAAUGGAGCCAUUGUCAGGAUCAAGCUGGAAAAUUUCAUGACUUACACAUUCGUGGAAGUACAUCCAGGAGCAAACCUCAAUGUCAUAGUGGGCACCAACGGGUCAGGCAAGUCGUCUUUGGUGUGUGCCAUCUGCCUCGGCCUGUGCGGCACUCCGCACACCGUCGGACGGGCUUCCAAUGUCUCCGACUACAUACGGCAUGGUGCAGACGCUGCUGUGAUUGAAAUCGAACUUUCCAGCACAUCGGGCAGAAACACAAUCAUUGAGAGGAAGAUCACGGGCAGCAAGUCCACCUGGAAAGUCAAUGGCAUCGUGACACCCCAGAAAUCAGUUGAGACCAUUGUGGCAAAGCUGAACAUACAGGUGAGCAACCUGUGCCAGUUUCUGCCACAGGACCGGGUGGCCGACUUUGUACGGAUGUCACGCCAAGAACUGCUCGAAGGUACCGAGCGUGCCGUGGGCAGCUCUGAGCUGUUUGACCUUCACCAGCGUCUCAAAGAGCUCCAGCAAAAGCGGGGCACCUUGGAGGCUACCCUGCAGGGCCAGAAAACUCGACUGGAGCAAGAUCGCCAGAAGGUGUCACACUUGGACUCCGAGGUGAAGAAGAUCCAGGAGCACAAGGAAGUGCAGCAUCGCAUCGAGCGCAUGCGCCAGAAGUUGGCUUGGAUGGAAUACGAGGAUGCGCGGCAUUUGUUCCUGGAUGAGAAAAAUAAGCUGCGGGAUGAAGAGCACAAGCUGAAGGUGAAGGAGCAGGAGCAAGCUCCGCUCCAGAGCACUGUAGACAAGUUGUCCAAGUGGCAGGCUGAUAUCGCUGCAACAGACAAGCAACUGAAAGCCGAACUUGCUGCUGGUACUAAAGGUAUCGAAGCUUCCCUGCAGAAUCUUGGUGAACUUGCAGAUAAGUUCUCGUCAGUUAAGCACGAGCUUAGGAGAAAGAUUCAAGAAGAAGAAGGGAGGAAUGAAAGGAUGAAGAAGUAUGUUGAUGAAAUUGCUGGAUUUGAGCGAGAAGUUGCCGAAUCAUCGAGAGAAGAUGUUGAGGCAAAGAUUAAAGAACUGCAAGAUCAAAUACAAGCGUGUAACAGGGACAUCAGCAGCGUCAGCAACGAGAAGGCUACGGCCGAUAACUUCAUCAGGGAUAAGCAGCGUGAAAGCAAUGCGGUCGUGCAGGAGAUCAAGCGGCUCAAUGACCUGUCGAACCAGAGACUGGAAUUGCUGAGGCGGCGAAGCCGAGAUGCCUACGAAGCAACUGUCUGGUUGCAGCAGAACGAAGGCCGCUUCAAAGGAAAGAUCUAUCCUCCCAUCAUGACUCAGAUUGACUUACUGAACGCAAGUGAUGCCAAGUAUGUGGAGACACAGAUUCCCGUGAAAGAUCUGCUGGCCUUUGUGGCCGAAUACCCGGAAGACCUCAAUUCAUUUUUGGGAACCGUCAGGGACACCCGGAACCUCCGAGUAAAUGGAGUUGUCGUUCCAUCGGAGAGCUUGGAGUCCUUCAAGCCACGUAGACCACUUUCUGAGAUCAGCCGCUGUGGCUUCCGAGCUUACAUCCAGUCUCUGUUCUCCGCCCCUGAUGGAGUGAUGCGCUACCUGUGCAAGCGGUACCGAGUGCACGACAUCCCUGUUGGUGACACACGCACCGAGGACUGCCUGGCCGAAGUGCGGCAAAUGGGAAUUCGGCGAUUCUUCACCAGAGACAACCUGUACACCGUCAGAGUGUCACAGUAUGAUCCUUCACGAACCACAACUAUGUCCUCGGAGUUGUCUGCACCCCGCCUGUUGACCAUGUCUGUGGACGUUACCAAUUUGAACAAGCUGGAGAAAGACAAGCAGGCCCUUGCUGAAGAGAUUGCUGCAAGAAUAGCUGAAGUGAAGAAACUGAAUGCAAAGGACAGGACUCUGCAGCAACAACUUGAAGAACUGAGAAUGGCAAAAAAACGGCUUAUUGGUGAGCUGUCUCACAUUAAGCAGCUCAGCGUUGUGUUGGAACAGAAACGCAGUGCCCUCCAGCGACUCCAAAGGGAAGCCAUUGACCUGGAUGCAGAGCGUCGGAAGGCUGCCGCCGAGCAGCGAAAAAUCUGUUCCUGCAGAGUCAAAGAAGUGAGCAAUUAUGCCAAGAAGCUCAAGGACUGCUACAAGAAACAUCGUGUGUUUGCCGAGCACCGUCUGGACAUGGUGAAGGCUGUGUCGGACAGAAAGAAGGCCGAGGAAAAGCUUAGGGUGGCCCAGAAUGAGUAUCGCUCCUUGGAGAAUGGAGUGAAGAACAUGAGGGAAAGGUUGCUGCAGCUGAAGCGGGAGGCCCAGAAGAAGCUGAAGGAGGCCCAGGAGGCCACCAAAUGCUCAUCCAGCACGUUCACCAUCCCACCAGAAGUGGCCAAGGAAUUCCACAAACUUCCAACCACAGCCGAGGAGAUCACCAAAAUGUUGCACGCGGAAGAAGUAAAGCUGAGCUGUAUGCUUCCUGUUGACGUUUCGGUUGAGCGAGAGUACCACCAACGCAAGCGGGACAUUAAGCAACUCGAGACCGAUGUGGACAAAAAUGAGACGCAGCUGUCAGAACUGGAGACCGAGAUGGAGGAGACCCGAGGCCGGUGGUUGCCGAACAUUGAGCAACUGCUGCAGCGGAUAAAUGUUGGCUUUGGCCGCUUUUUCCGUGCCCUGGGAUGUGCAGGCGAUGUGUCCCUGUACCAGGGUGAGCAGGCGCACCAGUACGAUCAGUUUGGCGUCAACAUCCGGGUGAAGUUCAGGGAUCAGGAGGCCCUCGCCGAGCUGUCCGCAGCGCACCAGAGUGGCGGAGAGCGGUCGGUAGCCACAGUGCUCUACAUGAUGGCGCUGCAGGAGCUGACAAGCGUGCCCUUCCGCUGCGUCGAUGAGAUCAACCAGGGAAUGGAUUCUGAAAACGAGCGCAGGGUCUUUGAAAUGAUAAUGAACACUGCCCGACAGAACUCCGCCCAGUAUUUCCUGCUCACCCCCAAGCUCCUUCCGGAUCUUCCCUAUGCAGAGAAUGUGACCAUGAUAUUCAUAAGCAAGUGCACCACGUACGUCCCCGACUGGAAUCCUGAAGCGCUUGUUGGUCGAAGCAUGGGCUUGGCAGCCCGUGUCCGGCAUUAGUGCCAGUUAUUAUACUGCAUAUAACUUUGCGAGGUUUUUUGGUUGCCGUGCUGCUGUACAGUCCAGUCAACAUGCAGCUUCCGUAUGUGCAUAAGUUUUUUUUAACCUAAUUAUAUGCAGUGUUCUUGAAACACGCGAAGCAAUCGAAACAUUGCGUAGUAUUAGUUUGUUUCUUUUCUUUCUUUUUUUUAGUUUUUUAGUGGUGCCUCUGUGAGGUCUAAACAUUUUUUUUCUAGUGCUAGAACCUGUACUGGGAAGCUGAACCUUUGAGCUGUGAUUACCCAUCACAACGCAAGUCACUUAAAGAUGUUGUAAAGCAGUUUACUUGUAUAUUACACGAAGCUGCUUUUAUGUUGUGCAUAAAUUACCAUGCACUUUUAAUUUUAGUCCAGAUAAUAAUGUUUUAGAUGCUACCGGUGCCUUAUAAUUGAAGGUGCCCUUUAAAGCAUUUUUAUCUCAUUCUACAUAAGUUGUGUAUGCACAGAAACUGUGUCUGACAGAGCCAAGAUAAUUGCUGUCUGGAUGCAAUGGUGCUCAAGUGCAUUUUAUCAUCCUGUACAGUGCAGUCUACUCUCAAAAGGAACUGCUGAUUACAUAUAAAUUGAUACACUGUUGUAUUUGGACAGUUUUUGAACAUUUAGAUGUUGGCUGAAUGCAUACAAUCGGCCAUCUUUCUCAUUUAAUGUCAUUGGGGUGUUUCAUUUGUGUUCGAUUUAUUAUCAGCUGACUGUUCCCUUUGAAAGUGUGCUGUAGUGUACACAUCGUAAUGGUUCUGUGAUGGCCUCACCUUUAUGUUGAAGCAUUACAUCAUCGUUUUUUUACUGCAUUUCAUUAUGUGAUAUGAUUAACUCAUAUAAUGUACAUUGUUUCAAAUGUGAUAGUCAUGUAUAAUAUUUAAAUUUAUGUUUGGAGAUGAAUGGACUAUAAAUAAAGCCAUAAAUGUUGAUAA